GCCAACUUCCAACGAUCCCGCAUUCUCUUUCUUAAAAAAGCCAACUCCUUUUUUUAUUUCUUGAAUUAUGCUUUAUCCUCCUCUGCAGCUCUCUCUCCCUCUCUCUCCAACUGCUUCAAGUCUCUCUGUCCUCCUCCCAUUUUUUUCAUUUUCUAAAGAAAAACCCCAACAUCCCAAAAAUAAACAUUAUGGCAAAAGAGCAAAGCCAGGAACCUGCACUCACCAACCCUCUGCAGCUCCAGGACAAGGAAUUGGACCCCGGUUCUGACGAGCCUGAGGCCCCUUUGCCUCUCACCGUCACUUCCCGGGCCUUGUAUAUGUUGGGCGACAUUGCCGCAGGGCAGGCAUAUAGAAUCACGCAAUGGAUGGAACUGGUUCGUAAACGGAGUGCCAAAUAUCACUCCUCUGGCUUCCCCCACCACCUUCCGAGUUUCGACAGUAUGCCUUCUAGUGUAGGAGACUUUGUUGAUGAUUGGGAAGGUUCUCUUCCCUGUGAGCAAACCACGGAAGUCAAUCUCUGGGAAAGACUUGGUAAAGCUGCUGCAUUGGACAUUGAGUCGUGUUAUUUUUCCUGGGAUAGGCUCUCUUCGCUUCAUCACACUGAGCAUAGUAGUAGCAAUGACAAUUCUGAGGAUGAAAUGAAUAAAGCUCUUGAGGUAACCGUAAAUUCAGGGGGCGUUGUCUUCUUUGGCCUAUUCAACCAGCCAGGGAAUGAUGAUGCUUCUACUAAGGAAGCGGCGGCUGUUAUAAAGAUUUCAUCAUCAAGAAUGGCCACACAAUCUGAACGCCUUGGAUAUGAAUUUGCAAAGUGGCUUGGAGUUCGAACUCCUCAGGCCAGAGUCAUUCAUAAUUGUAGCUUGGAGUGGCUGCAGAUGAAGGAAGCUGCAGAGAAAGCAAGAGAUGCAGCAAGUUCAGAAGGAGAUGAAUGUGGGGAAAUGACGUGCUCAGAACUUUUGGAAGCUCUUGAACUUAGCCGGUGCCUUUUGCUCAUAAGCUAUGUUCAGGGAUCUCCUUUACUUGAAAGCCCAACUGUAUUUGAGUCGAGGGAAACUGCAGAAAAAACAGCGGCUGCUCUUGGUAGGAUCUUGAUGUUGGAUCUUGUCAUCAGAAAUGAGGAUAGGCUUCCUUGCCAUAAGCUCAGAUGGCGUGGAAAUUCCGCAAAUCUAUUGUUGGCUGACAAAAUGGCUUUGGGAAAUAUGGAUAGAUUGGAGGAAGCCUUCGAUUGUGCAAUCAAGCGAUACAAACCAAGAGUAAUCAGAGGUCUUCAUAAGGAUAGAAGGGCAACUUCAGUAGAUAGCAAAUUGGGUACUCAUAAUGCCGUAACAGUAACACAGACCUCUGAUCUUUCAGAUAUUAUAGAGUCACCAAGAUCUAUACAGAGUGAACUAUCAGAUCAUUCGGUGUUUUCUGAUUUUCCAGUUGUGGCUAUUGACUCUGGGGUUCCUCGUCGACCUCCUGCUGGAAAGCGCGCAAAUGAUCAGGAAAUUUAUCCCAGGUUGGUUGAGUUACUACUCAACAGUUCUGAGUACUCCUCUAAUGUGUUGCAUGAAAUAACAUUAGGGAAGUUAGGACGUUCUACCAUACAAGAAACUGAUGCAUCUGAUAUACCAGCGUAUGAGAUGGCUUCAGUUGUUAAAAAAUUUCGUAGUGGAUUCCGAGCUGCUCUUAGGGAUCUGCAGGGAUUCCAUAUAUUCUUACUCACACUUCAUCAAAGACUGGAAAACUUGUUAAGAAUAUUCUUCAAUAUUAUAGAUAGAAUAUCCUCAGGGGAGUCCGACAAAGAGGAUUUGGCAGUUCCUGGGUCUCCCUCUCAUGCUGCUGGAAGUGUUCAUUGUGCUUCUGCACCAAGUAAGGAACGACUUGUCAAUGAGAACAAUCCUGAUUUUAGUGAUUCCGAGUCACAGAGAACUGCUCUAAGGUCUUCGUCUUCUGGAAAUAAAGAAGGCUAUGACUGCAGCUCUCCCAUGUCAAGGGAUAGUUGGCAUGGGAGGUUCUCUAAAGGAAGUGCGGAGCCCCUCAGUAGUCUGCGUUUGACAGCAAAGCUUCGGGACUUUCAUAAAUACGCCAAGGUUGAUGCUGAAUCAAACAAAGAACUGGAACAGUGGAAUGAAAUGCUAAAGAGUGAUGCUAUCAAACUAUGUCAAGAGAACAAUUUUAAUUCUGGGUUUUUCGAGGGCAGUGACAACAAUGGUGUUGUUGAUGCUUAUGAAUUGAAGGUCAGACUUGAGCACAUUCUUGAGAGGAUUGCAUUGAUAUCGGAGGCUGCAAAUACAGAGAGGCCAUCUCGAGUCACAAGUUGCAUGUUCAUCGGUGGAGCCUUGGCUGCACGAUCUGUAUUCACGCUACAACGCUUAGGAAUUACUCAUGUAUUGUGUUUGUGCUCCAAUGAAAUUGGACAAGCAGAUUCUCAGUUUCCUGAUCUAUUCGAGUACAAGAAUUUUGCUAUAUGCGACAAUGACGAUACAAAUAUCAGCACCAUCUUUGACGAAGCUAUCAGUUUUACUGAUCGUGUUGAACAAGAAAGAGGGAUUCUCGUCCAUUGCUUCGAGGGGAAAAGUAGAAGUGCCACCCUAGUGCUUGCAUACCUAAUGCUGAGAAAGAAUUGCACUCUAUUUGAGGCGUGGAAUUCUCUAAAACAAGUUCAUCGUCGGGCGCAACCCAAUGAUGGUUUUGCAAAGAUCCUAGUGGAUCUGGAUAAGAAACUUCAUGGGAGAGUUUCCAUGGAGUGGCAACAGCGGAAGCCUACGAUGAAAGUUUGCCCCAUCUGCGGGGUAAAUGCAGGUCUUAGUAGCAGCUCGCUUAAGCUUCAUCUGCAGAAAUCACACAAGAAGCUAUCGUCAGGUAGUGUCGAUAGUGCAAUGACAAUGGAGAUACAAAAGGCCUUGACAGCGCUAAAAAUUAGCCGAGGCGGAAGCAUCAUCCCUAAACAGAGGUCUCAUUCAGAUGUUGAAGAUUAGGGAUCUCCCAGGCCUCCUCUUUAUAAGGUGCUUUUGGAGGUCAAGGACUUAUGGUUGCAGAAAUGUGGCUGGCCAUUCAUGUAGAUAUAAAUAUACAGAUUGUAGAGUUUGCCUGGUAAUCAAGAAGAUUGUAGAUUGUCAGACAAGUUAGGCAUGUAUAUUGGCAGUGCCAUGCACUGUGUUUCUUACAAAGCGAUAUUAUAAUGUACUCUAAUUUACGGGUGAAGGGAUUCGAACAGAGAUGUAAAGGGCAGGCGCACUGGCCUAACCCGCGUCUGCGAGCAAGCACAGUUUUUCAAGUGUACAUAGAUGAAUAUCAGCAGCAACUACCCUUUUUUAA
Messenger RNA from Pyrus x bretschneideri (Chinese white pear), 3297 nucleotides. Its product is annotated as dual specificity protein phosphatase PHS1-like. NCBI's taxonomy places the organism in Eukaryota, Viridiplantae, Streptophyta, Magnoliopsida, Rosales, Rosaceae. Gene Ontology annotation, molecular function: protein tyrosine/serine/threonine phosphatase activity. The record is from RefSeq and is a predicted model, not a curated record. Gene Ontology annotation, biological process: response to abscisic acid; protein dephosphorylation; cortical microtubule organization.